AUCAUGCUCCUGUGUGCUCCUGUUACGCAUGGAUACGUAAUUACUAUGUUGGAUUGAUUGGGGUAGCUUGUACUGUAUUUUCGGGUGUAAAAAAAUCAGAUAACAAUUAAUAAUAACAUCAAACAGAAUGAGUAAAUACGUGAAUCUACUGAACGUUAAAACGAAAUACGCAAUGCGUAUGAAUCGCCUGAGUAACCGGAUUUUCGGAGAAGUAGUCAGAGAAACACCAAAACCUUCAAUGAAAGUAGUAAAACUGUUCAGUGAAAAGCCAGUAAAUAAAAGGCCAGAAAUCGUUGAAUAUUAUCCACGUCUCAGAGAAACUCAUUUAUUAAUGAAGAAUUUACGAUGGUAUGGGCUUUAUAGAGAUGAACAUCAAGAUUUCAAAGAGGAAUAUAAGCGACUAAGGAUUCUUCGUGGUAAACAACCAUGGGUAAAAGGAGAGAAGAAGAAUAAGGAUGAAUAAAUUAUAUGAAUUAUUAAUUUAGAUAUCUUAAUUUAUAAAAAUAAAACUUAGUAAUCAUAUU
Messenger RNA from Belonocnema kinseyi, 524 nucleotides. RefSeq names its product 28S ribosomal protein S33, mitochondrial (gene mRpS33). Bases 128 to 463 code for a protein of 111 amino acids. The record is from RefSeq and is a predicted model, not a curated record. Lineage: Eukaryota; Metazoa; Arthropoda; Insecta; Hymenoptera; Cynipidae. Gene Ontology annotation, cellular component: mitochondrion. The transcript has 2 exons.